Molecule: messenger RNA, 4639 nt
Organism: Syngnathoides biaculeatus (alligator pipefish)
Lineage: Eukaryota; Metazoa; Chordata; Actinopteri; Syngnathiformes; Syngnathidae
Gene: prkaa1
Product: protein kinase, AMP-activated, alpha 1 catalytic subunit
Exons: 10
Coding region: 384-2099 (571 amino acids)
Biological process (GO): protein phosphorylation; intracellular signal transduction
Cellular component (GO): cytoplasm
Molecular function (GO): ATP binding; protein serine/threonine kinase activity
Source: RefSeq, a predicted model, not a curated record
CAUGCACUGUUUUCGUGUCGUCGUUAAGCUGUCUGCUGCCACCUAUUGAUCACACUCACUGAUCUAAAAAAUAAAAUAAAAUUAGCCACAAAAACUGAAGUCGCCAUCCGCCAUCUUGAUACUCCCAAAACAAGCAUGCCGACCUGUGCAGGGUUAAUCGCCAGUUUCGUGGCUGUGAGAAAACAUUCCACAGAGAAACAAUGCUAGUGAUUUGAGUUUCCGAGGGGAACCUGAAGGCGCCGCGUGACGUCAUAUCCGUCGGGCGAGCGGCGUCCUCUGCGUCGGCCCCUCCCACUUACGUGAGGCGCGGAGGCUCUCUCGGAGCUCGGUCCGUCUGCGCCCGCCGCUCGCUGCCUGGCUAGCGAGGCCACUCCGCGAAGAAGAUGGCGACGGACAAGGCGAAACAUGAAGGCAGGGUCAAAAUCGGACACUAUAUCCUCGGCGACACGCUUGGAGUGGGCACGUUCGGGAAGGUUAAAGUGGGCCAACACGAGCUGACCAAGCACCAAGUGGCCGUGAAGAUCCUGAACCGCCAGAAGAUCCGCAGCCUGGACGUGGUGGGCAAGAUCCGCCGCGAGAUCCAGAACCUCAAGCUUUUCAGGCAUCCUCACAUAAUUAAACUGUAUCAGGUGAUCAGCACCCCGACGGAUAUCUUCAUGGUGAUGGAGUACGUCUCGGGAGGGGAGCUCUUUGACCACAUCUGCAAGAACGGAAAGUUGGAGGAGAAAGAGAGCCGUCGACUGUUCCAGCAGAUCAUCUCGGCGGUGGACUACUGCCACCGCCACAUGGUGGUGCACCGGGACCUCAAGCCGGAAAACGUCCUGCUCGACGCGCACAUGAAUGCCAAGAUAGCCGACUUUGGUUUGUCAAACAUGAUGUCUGAUGGAGAAUUCCUGCGGACAAGUUGCGGUUCGCCCAACUACGCCGCCCCUGAAGUCAUCUCAGGAAGGUUGUACGCCGGUCCCGAGGUGGACAUCUGGAGCAGCGGGGUGAUCCUGUACGCCCUGCUGUGCGGCACGCUGCCGUUCGACGACGACCACGUGCCGACGCUCUUCAAGAAGAUCUGCGACGGGAUCUUCUUCACCCCGCCGUACCUGAACCCCGCCGUCACCAGCCUCCUGAAGCACAUGCUGCAAGUGGACCCCAUGAAGAGGGCCACCAUCAAAGAGAUUAGAGAGGACGACUGGUUCAAGCAGGACCUUCCCAAGUACUUGUUCCCCGAGGACCCGUCCUACAGCAACAACAUGAUUGACGACGAGGCCCUAAAGGAAGUGUGCGACAAGUUCGAGUGCACCGAGGAGGAGGUGCUGGCCUGCAUCUACAGCCGGAACCACCAGGACCCGCUGGCCGUGGCCUACCACCUCAUCAUUGACAACCGCCGCAUCAUGAACGAGGCCAAGGACUUCUACCUGGCGUCCAGCCCGCCCGACUCCUUCCUGGACGACCAGCACCUGACGGCGUCCGGCGCCUCGGUGGCCGCCUCGGUCAAGCCCCACCCCGAGCGCGUGCCCUUCCUGGUGGCGGAGACGCCGCCGCGGCCGCGCCACACGCUGGACGAGCUGAACCCGCAGAAGUCCAAGCACCAGGGCGUGCGGCGGGCCAAGUGGCACCUGGGCAUCCGCAGCCAGAGCAGACCCAACGACAUCAUGACGGAAGUGUGCCGCGCCAUGAAGCAGCUGGACUACGAGUGGAAGGUCGUGAACCCUUAUUAUUUACGCGUGAGAAGGAAAAACCCGGUGACCGGCUUGCAGACCAAGAUGAGCCUUCAACUGUACCAGGUGGACAGCCGAACCUACCUCCUCGACUUCCGUAGUAUAGACGACGACAUGUUAGAAACCAAAUCGGGCACGGCCACCCCCCUCCGCUCCGGGUCGGUGGGCAACUACCGCGCCACCGUCAAGAGCGACACGGACGGCGCCGACUCCCCCGGCGCCGGCCCGCCGCCCAAGACGGCCGCCGAGGGCUCGCUGGCGUCCUCGCUGACCUCGUCCAUCGACUCGACGUGCGGCGCCGACGUCCCCGCCGCGCCGCGGCCGGGCAGCCACACCAUCGAGUUCUUCGAGAUGUGCGCCAACCUCAUCAAACUGCUCGCACGAUAGCUCGCCACGCGCAGCGCGCGCACUUUUUCCUUCCGCACGCGGCGAUCGCCACAGCCUUGUUUGCUCUCCGCGUCUCUUAAUAGCAAUAAGCAUGCAAUCCGUUUGCCGCCCGGGCCGGGACAGCGGCGCCGCGCGGUGGGUGAGCCGCGCUAACCAGACGAAGGGGAGAGCGAUUUUUUUUUUUUUUUUUUUUUUUGGGGGGGCGGGGGGGUUGUUUUCUGGGGGUUCGGGGAGCCGGCAUAUUAACACCUUGUGAAGUGAUUACACUGAAUUCGCUGUGCUGUCGGGCCAGUCAGCUUCCAGUGCAAAAAAUAUGGAAAAAAAAAAAUCCAAGUUUUUGUCGUUUUUUUUUUUUCACCUGUGCGAGAGAAGGAAGAAGCCCCUUUUUGCACACCUUUUCUUUUCAUUCCUGCUGCUCUAGUUUAAUUCGUUUGUGUCUACGUCACGUGACUGACCGGCGGCAGACUCGUCGGGCCGUCAGGAAGUGCAAUCGCCCAACUCCCGCUAAACUCAUCCCAGCUUUGUCUUUACAGUGUUCCCCCACAUACGCGCUAACUCAUCCUCCCUUUAUUGAAUGAUCAUACUGAGGGAGGACAUAGCCCUAUCUAAAUAGUUUUUCGAUUCCAAAUUGUUGCAUCUAAAGGCUCUUGGAAAAAUCUUGAGACGGAACGUCAAUUAAUUGUGCAUUUAUUGGCGGCAGGGGUCUUGUCCCUAUCAGCCUGCACAUAUCAGGGGAACACUGUACCGCCAUUUUUUUCAUGUAUGUGUAAUAACAUAGUUAUAAAUCACUGUACAAGGGUGGAUUUACACGACAGGCCCAAGCCGAGAGCUGAUUCUGAUUUCCACAUCCUGCGAUUACAUCUGCAUGCGUCAAACUACACAUACAUGGACGUAAAAGAUAACGUAAAUUUUGAAAAUAUUAAAUGUUAGGUCUUAUUUGGUCUGGGCGCACGCCCCCCACCCGUAUUGGUUGUAAACGACGGGUCAACAUCGCAUUAUUUUCCUUAUGGUGGACGUUUCAAUCGUAAUUAAUUGGCUAUGCUUUAUUUGUAAUUUACGUUAAUAUCGGGGGGUUGAGGGGAGGGGAUCGAACAAGGACCUGAUUGACAAAAUUUACUGGUAUAUUUCAAAGUAUUUCCACUUCUGUGCUUGUGUAAGUGACACUAAAAUCUGAAAUUGACCCCCCCCCCCCAAAAGUGGGACUUGCCACCGAAUCAAUGCGGCGUAAACCCACCCAAGUGAAAAUAUUAGUUUCCCGAAAUCUAGUGCUGGAUUUUCAUUUUAUUUUUUUAUAUUUUUCCUUUCCCUCAUCUGUAUGACUUGUCAACUCUCCUCACGCCAACAAACACGUGGGGGGGGGGGCGUUCAUUGACUAGUUGUGCCAAGAAAUUGUGUGCCCGCUUGAUCAAUUUAAAAUUUGACAGUAUUUUGACUGUUGACAAUCUUAAAAUUAAAUGGAGCAGUUUGAUAAGGCUGAUUUUUGUACUGUUUAGGAGCGAUUUAAUGCUGAAAUCCUGAGAUUUUCUCCCCCCCUCCCCAUGAUAGCGAUUGAUUUGACAUUUGUUCAUUUUUUUUUAAUUAUUGUGUCGUGAUGAUUAAGAAUUGGCUUUUUUGGUGGUCUGUUUUAGUUAAAAAGAAAAAAAAAUGUCGCAAGUAUUUCCCACCCCUGUGUGUUUACUUAAUUGCAGUCGUAGAGAAACAUUACAUAUUUCUAUACCAGACUUAUGAAUGUGUCACUUGUCAUGGAAAUCUUAUCAUUGUCUGCUGUCAGGUUGCCUUAUUUGGCAGGGGUGGGGAACCUAUAAAAACUACAUAUGCCCCCCCCCCAAAAAAAAACAUUUAAUAUGUGAUUUAUGAUGAACAUUUAGGUUGAUUUUUGUUUUUUUUUUGUCAGAAAUUUACAAGAACUAAAAAUGGGGGGAAAAUGGUUCCUCACUGCUGCAGUGCAGUUCUUUUGUUUUUGAUUAUUGGCCCAUUUUAAUUCCCUGUCUUAAUUAACAUAUGGGAAUAUAUUAAAACAUAUAUAUAUAUUUUUAUUAUUUUUUUUUUGCCAAACUACUGCGGACCUCUGCUCCAUGAUGGUGGUUGGAGAUGAUUUUUUUUUUCUUGUUUCACUGUUAGAUACAUAUUGUGUUUUCAUGCAGCGAUGUCAGCGGUUGCUGAUGUUCACGGCUUUAUAUAAAAAAAAAAUAGUUUGAAAAUAUUUUGAUUGUUACAUUUCAUUCCGACUGAACGCCUAAAGUUGACCUUUUUUUUGUUUUGUUGUUGUUGAAAUGAGAGUAUCGAAUAUACGUAGUCUGAAUCGUUAAGUUUUGCGAAGGGCGAACUUUUGGCUUACAACUCUGGGUGUGUUUUGAUUUUUGUAUGUAGGGGGGGAAAAAAAAAGAAUGUGUGGGGAAAAUGUUUUGGAGUGGAAUUUGCGUAAAUUGCUUUGUGUAAAGGGACCCAACCGAACGAGUGUUAGCGUCGUAUCCGAAUGGAAACUGUUGGAAUCGUUUGUAUACACAACUGCCUAAAUAAACUGCUAAAUUGCACACAAA